Messenger RNA from Diachasmimorpha longicaudata, 2245 nucleotides. RefSeq names its product probable glutamate receptor. The record is from RefSeq and is a predicted model, not a curated record. The transcript is spliced from 8 exons. NCBI's taxonomy places the organism in Eukaryota, Metazoa, Arthropoda, Insecta, Hymenoptera, Braconidae. Gene Ontology annotation, molecular function: ligand-gated monoatomic ion channel activity. Gene Ontology annotation, cellular component: membrane. The coding region runs from base 924 to 2072 and encodes 382 amino acids.
UUGAAAAAACUCAAAUUUCUAUUCUGGAGGAGAAUGAUAUCCCUCACGUUAGUAAUCCUGUGUACAACUUGCAUAAUUAUUCCCAUUUCAUUGUCUCAUGAACUUACCCGUUAUGAGUCUGUGAUAAAAAAUACUCAUGAUAAAUCUCGAAGUGUCGGGGUAGUUGUAGCGCUAGCGAGGAACCAUCUCUCUUUCGAAAAGACAACAAUGUGGCAUGAGCUAACGAGGACGUUAUCUAAUAAAGGAAUAUCGACGAUUAUCAUUGACUUCCAGCAAUUGGAAAGCCAAUUGACAUUCUACAUAGGAAAGACUUAUUCUCCGCUGAUUGUGAUUGAUAUCGAUACAAUCGAAGAUUUGCGUAAGGUCGAGAUGAUCACAGAGACCGCAAACAUGAAUUAUUUCGGGUGGCUAAUAUUUUUCAAUGGAGAAGUUGAUCCCGAUGUCUGUAGAUAUUGCCAUGAGCCACCUGGGAAUUUAUUUCAUCUCAAUUUCGCCUCAAAAUUUCUCAUUUCAUGCUGCGACUCGAAUAUUCUCCAAGAAUGGUGGUCUACCCGGAAGACCCAAACCAAGAGACAGAAUAGUGCACGAUUGACCAAUGAAAAAUCCGGAAUUGUGUGGCUCUCUCCGAAAUUAUUUAACAUAGUCGAUCGUUCAAUGGAUGGUGAAGUAUUCCGUAUUACCUCACUCCUGGUAAAAAUGAGUCAACUUUUAGUUAAUAAUGUGUAUCAACCCUGUCAACAGUACUUGUCGAUAAACUGCCCAUAUCCUUUUUCCACCGAUAAAAAAAGUCUCCAUGGAAAUUUUGUUAUUUCCCUGAGUUUAAAAAAUAUUCAUAAAAAUUGGACAAUAGUCAGGAGCGACUUAUCUCGUUUUACUACUUGGAUACUGAUUUGCGCAGUACAAAGAAGGAAGGUGACAAUUUCAUGGCAAUUGCGGCAAUUAUCAAGAAAUUAUCUCAAUCAAUGAAUUUCACACUGGGAAAAAUUUUAUGGGAGAAAGCAUAUGGACUUCGCUAUAAGGGAAUGUCAAAUUGGACAGGAAUAAUUGGAAGAAUCCAGCGAAAGGAAGCGGACUUGAUUCUUAGUCCUUUAAUAAUGAGCAGUGAACGAUACGAUUACUUGCAAUUUACUAGUCCUAUACUCUAUGGAGUUUAUCAACUGCACGUCAGGAAACUUGAUACGGCUCAGUUAUCAUGGAAUGCUUAUUUUAAGGUAUUUGCAGCUGAUGUCUGGAUAGUCAUUAUUGGAUUAAUUUUGACGGUACCUAUUAUUUUGACUUUUAUGGAACGGCAUACAAAAAAAUCCAGUUUUCUUGUCCUUCUCAGCAAACACUACACAUUUGUUUGGGGUGUAUUCUGCCAACAAGGAUUGUCAGACUUCCCCGAUGAAUUACCUUUGAGAAUUACCUAUAUAUCACUGAUAACGUCGUCAUUGAUCGUCUCAGCCACGUAUGGGGCAUCAUUCAUGAGCACCCUCGCGGUGUCAUCAUCCUUUGCACCAUUCUCUUCAGUGGAAGAGUUCUUGAGAGAUGGACGUUACAAACUCAUAGUAACGAGAAAUUCCACAUUUUAUUAUGAAUUCAAGAAUUCUAAUUUGACAUUCAUGAAGCAAAUGAUGUCCCUCAUGAAACCAGUGAAUUUGCUUCCCAUAAACUACGAGAACGGAUUCGAGCAGAUAUGCACGGAAAGAGUUGCCUUUUACACACAUGAAGUUGCAAAAAAAGGGCUGGUCAAUAACUUCUCCUGUGAAAUUGCAUCCAUCAAAGCUGGAAACAUGGAAACCCUAGCACUGGGCAUGCCACGAAACAACCCAUACUAUGAGCCUAUUAAUCAUUUUGUGCAGAAUAUGGCCUUGAAAGGAAUAUUCCAAGAAUUGCUGACUGAACACUCCACGACACCCAGCCUUGAGAAUGGCUUUGAAUCGGUGUAUCUUCAACGAAUAACACCACUUAUUGUCGUCUGGCUGAUUGGACUCGGUAUUGCCUUAAUCAUUUUCAUCUUCGAGAAAAAUUUGGAUGUGUCUAUAAAGGAAGCACGCGACAAGAAUAGAGGAGUAAAAAACAAUAGAAAAUAGCCCAUUAAUUGCCUGAAAUUAGUGCAUUCCAUACUUGCUUGGGAUUGAGGCAAAACUGAAGUGUUAUUGUCGCUACCAAAAUAUGUUAAAUAUAUUGUUAUAGAUUCUAUUUAUCCAAUACAUUUUUUUAUCUGUGGUCCUAUGUGAAAAUCAUGGGAUCGCCCCAAACGCUA